GUUUUUAUUAACACUGUGCUAAAGCUUAGCACUGGGCAUUAUGGGAAGGAAUCACUUCCGCGAUUUGGUGGCGCACUGCGCAUGCGCCUUUGGAAGACGUAACGAUUGUCAACAGUGGUGUUAGCUGUGUAAAAUGGCGGAUCGUGGAGAAGAGGCAGAGAGUGAGGAUGAGCUGUAUGAGGUGGUGGACAUCACUGAAUAUGCACGACGACAUCAGUGGUGGAGUCGAGUUUUUGGGAGCAACACAGGACCCAUUGCUGAAAAGUAUUCGGUAGCCACACAGAUCAUGAUGGGUGGCGUGACAGGAUGGUGUGCUGGUUAUCUAUUCCAGAAAGUUGGAAAAAUUGCAGCAACUGCAGUUGGUGGAGGAUUUCUUUUGUUACAAAUUGCCAAUCACAGCGGGUAUGUGCAGGUAGACUGGAAGAAAGUAAAGAAGGACGUUAAUAAAGCAAAAAAGCAUUUGAAGAAGAAGGCCAACAAAGCAGCACCAGAGCUGAAUUCAUUUAUUGAGGAGUCCACAGAAUUUAUGAAGAGGAAUAUAGUCAUUUCAAGUGGAUUUCUUGGAGGAUUUCUGCUGGGUCUGGCAUCUUGAGUCACAACUGGACCUGCUGUACAAAUGGACACUCCUUAUCCAGACAUAUUCUAUGCUGUAUUUUUAUUGUAUUGCUAUGUUCCAAUGUGCAGUAUUGCUUGGUUUGAGGCAGAAGUAGGACAGUAUAGCUGGGCUUCUCAGCUAUCUGCAUGUCUAGGAAAGAAAAAGAUGCACAUAAGAGAUAUCUUGUAACAGGACUGCUGUGAUAUAAGCCAUUUUGUCUGGUAUUGUUGAUAAGGUAGAAAAAUAAACACUGAUACAGGGCUGUUCAUGUUAUGGAGUAGGCCUGAGUUAAACUGUGCUGAAAUAAAGAAUUGCUUGCAUAUGUACUGUUUUUAGAACUGAGCAGUGAUAUCUUUUUGUUUGUUUCUGAUAUAUUUUAUUUAUACCCACUAUGUGCCAAUUCUGUCAGUGUUUAAAUUGUAUGUGUGGUAACAUAAAAGUUGUACUAAUGCUAAAGAA
This is a messenger RNA of Hemibagrus wyckioides, 1054 nucleotides long. It is a transcript of the gene fundc1, whose product is annotated as FUN14 domain containing 1. Bases 134 to 592 code for a protein of 152 amino acids. Gene Ontology annotation, biological process: autophagy of mitochondrion. NCBI's taxonomy places the organism in Eukaryota, Metazoa, Chordata, Actinopteri, Siluriformes, Bagridae. The transcript has 5 exons. Gene Ontology annotation, cellular component: mitochondrial outer membrane. The record is from RefSeq and is a predicted model, not a curated record.